AUGUACUUCUUGCAGGUAUGUCACAGACAUGGAGUGAUACAUCGAGACCUAAAACCCGAGAACUUUUUAUAUGCCAACACCAGUGACAAUGCUCCAUUAAAGGCAAUUGAUUUUGGCCUCUCCAUAUUCUUCGAGCCUGGUCAGCGUUUUGGUGAAAUUGUUGGAAGCCCAUAUUACAUGGCCCCAGAAGUACUUAGACGAAAUUAUGGGGCAGAAAUAGAUAUAUGGAGUGCAGGUGUUAUUCUUUACAUCUUACUAUGUGGAGUUCCUCCUUUUUGGGCAGGUAAAUUUCCUUCUUUCACUCGAAUUUAUGAAGGACUGGGGGUAACCUAA
Messenger RNA from Ilex paraguariensis (yerba mate), 333 nucleotides. The record is from the annotation of a GenBank genome assembly. Lineage: Eukaryota; Viridiplantae; Streptophyta; Magnoliopsida; Aquifoliales; Aquifoliaceae.